This is a messenger RNA of Effrenium voratum, 1476 nucleotides long. The record is from the annotation of a GenBank genome assembly. Lineage: Eukaryota; Dinophyceae; Suessiales; Symbiodiniaceae.
GGGCACCGGACAUUUCUCUGCUAUCAACUCAAGCGACGAGGGAGCCGUGCUGCAUCGGCAGGCCUCGCUCGUCGCGCGAUUCGUUCCCAUGGCGCAGCGGCGAAACGCUACCGCUGACGGCCAGGAUUUCAAGGACGUGGCCAUGGACUUUUUACAGAACGCCCAGGCGUCGCAGUGGCAGGAGCUGGUGAGAACCCCGGCCGUUGCCAGGUACGUGCAACGCCUGCUGAUUGCCCGGGUGAAGCGGGACCGCGGCCUGGCGGCGGCGGUGGCGCUGUGCGCCAUCACCGGGUCGACGCCCAGGACCAACAUCAGAAGCCAAAAGUGGGGCUCCAUGUUGGCUUCGGGAUGCUCGUCCAGACUUUGGGAAGGUAUAAGGACUUUGGGGAGUGCCCGCAGGGUGCUGGAAGAGACACCCAGGAAGGAGGACACCUACGCCGACGUGCCCAAAACGCCGCCGGACGAGGAGGCCCCUGCUUCCCCGCCGCGGAAGCUGCGGCGCCGCCUGCGCUUUAAGCAGCGCGGUGGGUCGAGCCUUCAACUGACCUCGAGCCGCCAGACCAGCCUGGGAGGCCUGAACUUGGAUCUGGCCAUUUGCGUCUUGGGCUUCCUGGACGUCCGCGCCAAGCUGGCGACUCUGAGCUGUGCCUCCACUGGGCUGCGGGAGGCCCUGCAGCAGCGCGCGGCCUGGGAGCCCCUGGAAGUGGACCAGGCGCUUUGUCGGAGCCUGCUGCGGUUGCUGAAGGAGCGGGAUCCUUUGGGCUACUUCGCGGAGGAGCGGCAGCGGGUGAAGAGCCGCUUCCCCCGGGGUUUCUUCGAGGUGCGCCAGCUGGACAUCGUGCUCAUGGACCCGGAGCGGGUGGAGCAGCCGGUGAGCGACACGGAGGACGAGGCGCCAAGGCCCUUGCCCGCGUUGAUCCCCGAUCCCCUGGACGAGUUGCUGAAGCGAAUGAAGAACUACUUCCCGCGGGCAGAGGAGGUCAUAGUGAGGAACAUCGAGGACUAUCGCAUGGACUACCGCUUCGUGGAGCUCCGGUGCGGGGAUCUGCAGGCCUUCGGCUUCGUGGAGCUCGCGCACCUGGGCGUCACUUACCAGCUCAAGGCCUUUCGCGCACACCCGCCCCAGCAGGUGGACUGCCAGGCGGUGGCCAGGCUCAACCUUCUGCGCGUGCGUGCGGCGCAGGUGCCGCUGGCGCCCACUACGCUGUCGGAGAGGGAGGCCUUGUUCCUGCUGGAGCACUUGAGCGCCUUCAAGAACGGCGACGACUUCUGCUUGGCCCACUCCGUUUACAGGUCAGUCCCCUCUCACACGGUGCGCAAGAAGUACAAGCAAGUGGUGGACAGCCUCAGGAGGCGAUUUCCAAAGCACUUCCCCGAGAACGCCAAGGUGAAUUAGAUUGCAGGAAUCGCAGGAAUGCAUGUGUGCGGAAACCACUUGUGGGGAAACCGGACAGGCUUCCCCAAUAUGUUCAAGCA